This is a messenger RNA of Trematomus bernacchii (emerald rockcod), 852 nucleotides long. RefSeq names its product EBP like (gene ebpl). Bases 139 to 750 code for a protein of 203 amino acids. Gene Ontology annotation, molecular function: cholestenol delta-isomerase activity. Gene Ontology annotation, cellular component: endoplasmic reticulum; membrane. The transcript has 4 exons. Lineage: Eukaryota; Metazoa; Chordata; Actinopteri; Perciformes; Nototheniidae. The record is from RefSeq and is a predicted model, not a curated record. Gene Ontology annotation, biological process: sterol metabolic process.
UGAUCUCAGCAGCCAAUGGGAGGACGGGGCGGGGUUUAGAGGCAAAACAACCAAUAGAGAGGCUGGGGGCGGGACCUAACGUCUUGAUUCUCCAGCAGAGAACGGCAGUUUCUUCUUCUCUUCUUCUCCUCCUCUGCCAUGGACUCCGGCCUGUCUCUGGUCUCCUUCUGGUCUCUGUUAGCAUGUAGCCUGCAGCUGCUAGCCGCUGUGAUGCUAACCCACAGGUGUGGGGGGCGGGGCUUAGGGCCGGACAGGUGGGUGGUGCUGUGGCUCUUCUAUGACGUCAUCGUCCACCUGACGCUGGAGGGUCCGUUUGUGUACAUGUCUGUGGGGGGGCGGACGGUGGAGACUUCAGAGGGUCCUCUGGCGGAGCUCUGGAAGGAGUACGGGAAGGCGGACCGCCGCUGGCUGACCUCUGACCCCAACAUCGUCUCCAUAGAGAUCCUGACCGUGGUCCUGGACUCCCUGCUGGGUCUGGGUCUGAUCUACGCUGUGCUCCAAGACCAGUUCUACAGGCACUUCCUGCAGGUGGCGCUGUGUGUGUGCGAGCUGUACGGCGGCUGGAUGACCUUCUGUCCUGAUUGGCUGAUGGGCAGUCCUCACCUGGACACGUCCCGCCCCCUCUACCUGUGGGUCUACCUGGUGUUCUUUAACGGGCUCUGGGUCCUGGUCCCGGUUCUGCUGCUGGUCCAGUCCUGGUUCAGUCUGAAAACUCUGCAUAUAGGGGACCACGGGGAGAAGAGGAAGUAGACACUGUUCUAUUAUCGAGGAUUACCAACCUCCCAAUCGACCAAUCACAAUCCAGUAUUCAAGCUGUGUAAUAAUCAACAUUAAACGACUGACUUCAUUAAA